UCAUCUCUGGAAGGAACACUUGCCGACAUCGAUAGCUAGCUCUUGAUCGAUUGUGCAAACUAAUGCGCAAUUUUGGUGUCCCUCUCAGAGGCAAUUUUGGAGCACACUUAAUUUGGUGGUGAAAACAGCUAGCAUGACCGGUUCCAAAAGGAAGGGCGAGUUCACCAUCAGGUCGAUUCACACUUGGUGCAGAUUCUUAAUAGCAUCAGCGAGACUGAUAUCACCUGAUGGACCAUCAAGCCCGCCUAUAAAUAGCACGCUCGGCGUCCAUCGAGUGACACCAAAGCGAGUAGAGCGAAUUACUAGUACUUAAACUCUAAUCCGGCCGGCCCAACUGGGUAUAGCGAUCGAUGGCGUCUAAGGGUGCCGCCGUUGCCGUUCUUCUGGCAAUCGCCACGGUCGCGGCAAUGUGCGCCGUGUCCGCCGCGCAGACCAAGUUCGGCAAGCUCGUCAUCACCGGCGUCGUGCCCUGCAACACCGGCACCCUCAUCGACGUCGCCACUUCUCCAGCGUUCCCAGACGCGGACGUGGAGCUGCGGUGCGGGGGCAACGUGGUGGCCGGCGCCAGGACGAACCGCAACGGGUCCUUCGCGAUCGAGACGGACAUGACCAACGCGCUGGCGGCGCUCGUCGGCGCCUGCGAGCUGGUGGUGGACACGCCGCUGGUCAAGUGCGACGGGAGGCUGCCCACGGCGGGGGCGCUCGUGUCCUACCUGCAGGGCCCGCUCGCCAGGCUGCUCAGCGGCAUCUUCAAGCUCGCCCCCGCCGGCUUCUCCUUCCGCAUGAGCUGAUCGAUCCACGGUUCCACUCGACGCAUGCAGCAUUGUGGCCUGACAAUAUGCGUAAGUCAUGCCAUGAGAACAGAGGACAUUAAUAUAAAUGCACUCCUUCGUAUAUGUAUUUCAUGGAAUGGAGCAAAACAACCGAUAUGAUGUACGGUAUGUACCAGCAUAUAUGGAAUAAGAGAAUCCAAAUCAUACCCUGAUCGAA
Molecule: messenger RNA, 990 nt
Organism: Brachypodium distachyon (stiff brome)
Lineage: Eukaryota; Viridiplantae; Streptophyta; Magnoliopsida; Poales; Poaceae
Product: phylloplanin
Exons: 2
Coding region: 351-791 (146 amino acids)
Source: RefSeq, a predicted model, not a curated record